Messenger RNA from Aspergillus aculeatus ATCC 16872, 3213 nucleotides. Its product is annotated as KAR9 family protein. The annotation marks the transcript as partial. Gene Ontology annotation, cellular component: spindle pole body; cell cortex; mating projection tip. The record is from RefSeq and is a predicted model, not a curated record. Lineage: Eukaryota; Fungi; Ascomycota; Eurotiomycetes; Eurotiales; Aspergillaceae. Gene Ontology annotation, biological process: nuclear migration along microtubule; mitotic spindle orientation checkpoint signaling; establishment of spindle localization. The transcript has 2 exons.
AUGCGUGCCAUGUUCACCGGGUCGACUGCAACCACUGCAACCGCAACCACUGCGACCGCCGACCCCCCGGAUUCCGGGCUCAACACAUCCACCACUACCUCGUCGUCGUCGCCGCAGCUCUUCUCCCCCCCUCCCCCUCCUCCUCCUGCUGUCUCCAUUUCCGCUGCAGAUGAGUCCUUCACGCGACGAAUCAGAUCCAAAUCCUCUCUGCGCAGUCUCCGCAGCCUGGGAAGCAACAGUACGACGUACGACGACGACCCUGACGACACUCCCGACGCCAACGCCAACGCCGAGAAGACGCUCAUUCGCCCAUCCAUCCUUCGUCGAUUGUCCCCCGGCCUCGCCGCCCGCGUCAAGCUCCUCGACGGCAGCAACAGCAGCAGCAAGAACAACAGCCCGUCUCGAGUGGGCGCUGUGGGCCGCAUCCCCGAGGAACACAUUAAGGAGUUGGACAGCUUGCACCAGGACUUAUCGAUAAGGAUUCAAAAAAAGGGUCGUACGUGGAAUGGUCUGCACCGGGCCCACAAAGAAAGGAAACAACAACAACAACAGUCCCUUUUACAGCAGCAGCAGCAGCAGCAGCAGCAACAAUCGUGCGAUUUAAAUCACUUGGAGGUCCCCGACCCAUGUGGAGCGGAAGUAAGGGCAGACACGGAGGCAGAAGCAGAAGCCGAAGCAGUGCCGGAAGCCAAAGUCGCAGCUGAAGCAAAACAAGAAGAAGAAGACGAAGUGCAGCAGGACAAGGGAGCGAUCGAAGAGCCACUACUCGACAUGGCUGUCCUUGAACGAUCUCGUCUGCCACUCCGCCCCGGAUCAACGAAUGGAAUGCCGUCCACGAACCCGACCGACUUCGAAAAGUACCUCAAAAGCACCAGCGACAAUGAAUCCGCCCCCCCUCCCCCGCCGCCGAAAGAUUCUCCCCGCCCCCUCUCAAUCUCAUCCGCGAAUUCGCAGUCCUACUUCAACCCGCUCGGGCUACAACGCUCAGAAUCUAUAUACUCGUUCUCAAGGGCUUCCUUUAGCAAUCAGCUUUCGCAACUCACGUCCAUCUCCCUUCCCCAACCAUCCUUACUCGAGGCUGGUAUCGCCUCCAUUCCAACCGCCGCCGCCGCCGUAAGGGCCCUCACGGGAGCUGCGGACCAGAUUCAAAUAUGGAUCAAAAAGGCAUCGGGUGUCUUGAGCGGGCUGGAUGCCGAGGACGACGUCGAAUGGGCAGCUGCCGGCGGGCGAGAAGGGUUGGAUGGGGUUGACGGAGCGAUCACCCGGUUUGAGAGUCUGAUCAACGUUUACGUCAAGGCUAUCGAGGACGUGCAGAUGCGCGACGAUAUAGAGAACGUCUCCACUGAUCAAUUGAACUUGAUUGUUGUACAGAUGGACGGGAUCAUUCAUAGCUGGUCGCAAAUCAAGGAUCGACUGAAGGGAGUCAAAGAACAAGUGGAGCUGGCGAUGGAAUGGGAGGAACUAUGGAGCAAUGUCUUAGGCGAUGUUGGAGUGGAGGUGGAGAAUCUCGGUCGGCUCAUCUUCGAGAUGGAAGAAAAGCGACACUGGACCAUGGCGGGUGAACAAGAUUCCAGUGCUACGGGACUCGACAUCAAUGAGCUGGAGACCAUCGUCGAGGAAACGCCAGCAGGUGGCCGCAUGUCGACCAGCAAGCGGUUCAGUCUGGAGCCUCUUUUCACGGCACCGACCUUGGAUAUGCCUAUCAUACAGACGCCGCAUGACGACUCCAGCCACUCCAACUUGAUCGCCUUGUUUGCCAGGAUCCAACCGCUACGGGCAUCGCUCGAUUUCCUCCCCAUGCGACUGUCCAUGUUCCAGUCGCGGGCGGUGCGAAUAUUCCCCAGCGCCUGCCAGGAGCUCGAGGAUCGACGCAGUCAGCUUGAGAAGGCCUACAAAGGGCUGGAAGCUGAUGCAGAGGCCUUGCGGGACGAGCUCAGCGAGGACCGGUGGAUCCUUGUGUUCCGCAAUGCGGGAAACCAAGCGCAGAAGAUGUUCGAAUCGGUCGAGAGGAGCAUUGGGAAGCUUCAGGAAGCCAUCGAGAUCAGCGCUCAGGUGCACAACCCAGCCCAAUUCACGAAACGGGUCGAAAGUUACGACGCUAAGAAACAGCAUUACGUUGCUGCGAUUGAGCGGGUGGUGUCGAUCAUCCAGAAGGGUGUGAAUGACCGUCUUACGGUCAACGGAGAGACUCUACGACUGUUGUCAGACAUGACAUCGCGGGUCGAUGCUCUGAAGGCCAGCAUCCGGGUAAUGGAUGCAUCCUUGGAGGAUAUCAGCUUCACACGGUCUCAACACCUGCGCGACUCGAUCUCGAGUAUCCUCACCAUGGAUAGCCCAUUGACCGGGAGUGUCCCGGAGACUCCCGGUAGCUCCCCAGCUUCAUCGGUGAUCAUGACCCCGGCGAAUGCAUUAAAGCGAUCCACCACGCCGGUCAACAACUCCAGCCGUCGUGGUAGCUCUGUCAGUUCGGUGGCACGCACGACCAUGUCGAAGGUGCGACGAUAUUCUGGCUUGCCGCAAGUCACAUCCACCUUAACGGCGAAGAAAUCGGCGAUUCCCAAGGCGUCGCUCGGGGUGACCUCGCCUACGAAGCACGUGGCUGCUACGCCAACGCCAGCGGCGCGCAAGCCGGUACCUCGUACCCCAGCUCUGCCGCCAGCGUUGGCCAAUCGGCCGCGGUGGACCACCAGCACCAACACCAACGACUUGGACAAAUACAAGUCUAAUUCGCUCCAUACACCUUUCCGCAAAUCGUCCGCCCAGGGUCGCACGUCGCGCCCUUCCUCCACACUCCCCAUGACCCCGUACCGCCGCGAUAUGUCAGUGUCACCGGCGCCGAUGAGCGCGCGGUCGGUCAGUCGGGUGUCCAGCCGUCUGGCGUCGCGCAGCCCGUCGCGAGUGGCGUCUCCCACCCCGAACCGAUCCCUUCUGGAUCCUCCUCCUUACAGCAAGCUGCGCCGACCCGAUGGGUUGGCCACUGCGCCCCGCAGCCGACAGAGCUUCGCGGGGCUUUCCUUCAGCCGCAGUGUUUCGCAAGAUCACAGCCGCGCACUGGCGAGUCCGACCAAAGCGCCUCCGACGCCACGGCCGGAAACGUCCCUCGGACAUGCGAGCAACCGUCGCAUCAGCUUGAUUCCCUUGCCCAAAGGCCGGACCGGCAAGGACAAUGCGCCUAACACGCGCAGCAAGCUGGGUGAGCGACCUCCCUGGCGG